UGUUUGUACCCGGGCGUUUUACGGAGACGGACCGAAACAGUAUGACGGCCGCGGAUGUUGGCGGAGACUCUGUCAGAGCAAACCGUGAUACUGAUGAAAAGGACGGACAUCAUGUGUUAAAAGGUGCGGUGUUUUUGACCACAGUGGCCUCAGCGGGGAUGAUCGCUGGGUUCGGCUCCACACUGGCGCUGGCCAAGAAGAAGAGCCCAGAGUGGUUCAGUAAGGGUGUGGCAGCGACGGCCGCGGCCCCCGAGUCCGGGGCCUCCCUGGCCCUCAGAGCGCUGGGCUGGGGCUCCCUGUACGCCUGGUGUGGGGUGGGUCUCCUCAGCGUCGCCGUGUGGAAAGCUCUCGGCGUCCACAGCUUGGCAGAGCUCAGACAGAAGAUGGAGUCGUUCUUCCCGGCCAUCCCGAGGAACCCGGAGGCCGCAGCCGGAUCAGAACCGUUGGACUGGGACACCAUCUUUGGGUCCAAAUCACAGGGAUCAGCCAGAGACUGAAAACCAAUCUGACCCUGUGGAGAUUUUACAGCUGGGAAAUGUCAAAUUAUGAAGAUAAAGUUAUACCAGAACAAGAACAGUCACGUAUUGUAAAUAAAACAUAUUUAAAUGUUGUGAAAUUUUAAGUUUUAUGGAGGAUUUUUUCUGGUAUGUGUCAAACUUAAAGCCCGGGGGCCAAAUCUGGCCCACCAAAGCUACUUAUGGGGCCAUCUAGUCUCCAAUGGGAGACAUAGUUUAACCUUCAGGAAAACAUUUGUGUGCUGAAAUAUUUUAUCAAUCCAAUGAAAGCAGUGACCAGUUUAAAGGAAAAUCAUCUGUCCCUCCAGAUUUCAGUGAUCACACAAAAUCAAAAAAACCUGCAAAUUUUAAGCAAGUUUUGCCUUAUUUGAUGUCAAGUUAUUGCCUCCAAUUAAUAUGGCAAGUAACAAAAAGUCACUUUUACUGUCAUGCAUAAACAAUAACAAAAUCAGUAAUUUUGAUUGAAAAAGAAUUGCAAAAACAAUCAUGAAAUGCUGGCGGAACUGAUCAAUGUGAAAAUAUGUCAAAUAUAUCAUUUUCACAAGUACUUAUAAGUAGGCAUAAUUUUUUUGAGAGUAGAGUUGCAAGCAAGAACAGUAAAAUAAAGUAAAAAUACAGCUCUAAAGAUGAAUACAAAAUUUUACAUUUUUGGAAGAAAAAGUUAAGAGCUUUUAGUUCCUCAGGGCUUGAUGCUCGGUACCAUGAGGCUUACCAGAGAUUUCUGGACAAAAACAACAUUUUGAGACUUGGAAAAGAUUAUCCAGAUUUUUUCAACUUAGGAAAAGUUAGGAAUGGUAAGAAAAAUAUGGGUCUUGCGUCUUAUUGGAAACGUUUUACCGGAUUUUUGUAUUUUUCAAAGACAAAAAGUGUAAAUACCACUGUGAUCCAUUUUCUUUCUUUUGAUUGUAAACUAAAUAAAUCAGUGAAACAUUU
Gambusia affinis (western mosquitofish) is the source of this 1448-nucleotide messenger RNA. It is a transcript of the gene tmem242, whose product is annotated as transmembrane protein 242. The transcript is spliced from 4 exons. The record is from RefSeq and is a predicted model, not a curated record. Bases 42 to 497 code for a protein of 151 amino acids. NCBI's taxonomy places the organism in Eukaryota, Metazoa, Chordata, Actinopteri, Cyprinodontiformes, Poeciliidae.